CAUAAUAAAUCGAGAAAAGAUGAGAUUCGACGCUCCAUUUAAGUUUUGCGUUAAAUGACUAAUGGCAAAUGCGUUGUCCUUUAGACUAAAUGUACACGAGCGACAUCUUACCGUGCGACGGUAAAUAUAGACCUCCCGCGCGGUGCUGCAUGGACAUCCAUAACACCUAUAGUUAGAUGUCUGAGUAGGAUUGUAGGAAUAGGAUUUAUGCCUCGUUUAGUGUCUGAACCAAGUUUGGAACAAAUUUUAAUAUAUGAUUGAGUUUUGUAUGAUAAUAUUGAUAAUAGUGUUUCUCAAAGAUUUGGCAAGCCAACGAAGUCAGGACGUAACUUUUGAUAUUGGUUUGAAGACAUUUUUAACAAUAAUUUAAAUAAAAUGAUUGGUACAAUCACACACUGGAACUUGGAGAAUGAUUCAAACUUAAAAACUUCAGAGAAUGCGCACUUUCCAUCACUAGUUGAUACAACACAUGAUAUAAGUCAUGAUGAAGUAGAUAAUACUGAUUACCAUUUUGAAGCAGCAAGACUUCAGAGCUUUGAAAAUUGGCCUAUAACAUACAUUGAACCUGAAAAGCUUGCAGCUGCAGGAUUCUAUUAUACGGGUGAAAGUGACAGAGUGAAAUGUUUUGAAUGUGGAGUUGAGAUAUGUAAAUGGGUAGAAGGUGAUAUACCCAUGGUCGACCAUCAGAGAUGGUCUGCAAGGUGUAGAUUUAUUCGUAAACUGAACUGUGGUAAUGUACCCAUUGGAGUAGAUCCUGGUACGGUGAUACGCCCAAGACCAAAAAGUAGGGAUGUAUGUGGUCCUUAUGGUUUAGAAUAUCGACCUACAUCUGGUCCCGAUGACCAUAAUUUUUCAAUGGAAUUACAACUAGCAAGCACAGCUAAACUUGGCUGUUUAGGUCUGGGAAGGACUAAGGAACCAGUACAUCCAGAAUAUGCUAGUUAUGAUGCUAGGUUACAUACAUUUGUAACAUGGCCUAAAUCUAUGCCACAAACAAAAGAACAAUUAGCCGAUGCAGGCUUUUAUUAUACUGGGAAAGGUGACCAAACCUUGUGUUACCACUGUGGAGGUGGUUUGAAAGAUUGGGAACCAGAAGAUGAUCCUUGGGAGCAACACGCAAAGUUGUUUUCUAAAUGCUGUUAUAUAUUAAUCGUGCAAGGGCAAGAUUAUGUAAAUAAAAUAACAGGCCAGCAUAUAUCUCCACCUUCUAAAGAAGAAACAAUGCAGAUGAAUCUACCCAGUUUUAUUAAGAAAGUACAACAUACGAGAGUAGAAGUAGAAAGGAAAAAAGAUAUAGAAAGCAAUCCAGGAUCAAGUUCUCAAAAUAAUGAUAUUUGGGGUAUUGGAAGCAAUACAGAACCCAUAAAAAGAAAUUUGGUAUACGAGCCAGCAGAAAAUCCAUCAAAUACAAAAACUCGAAAUACCAAACCUACUGAUGAUGCAAGAAUGUGCAAAAUCUGUUAUAACGAAGAAUUAGGAGUGGUAUUUUUACCAUGUGGACAUAUAAUUGCUUGUGUAAAAUGUGCUCCUGGCAUGAUGAUUUGUGCAGUAUGCAGAGAACCUGUUACAAUGACUUUACGAGCCUUCAUCCCAUAGUAUUCAAUUGAAUGUAUAGGGUGUAUAAAAAGUAAGUAUAAAAACCAUCAUAGCAUGAUUCUACAUCUCUGUAUCAAUGAAAAUUUGUAAAAAGAAGUUCGUACAAAAAUGACUAUGACCUUGAAUUUUAAGGUCAGACAUUUUUUUAUUACCUUAUAUUCUACUCAUCAUGAAGAUAAAAAACUUUAACCCUUUGCGGACUUCCGCCACUUAUAUGCGUUCUGCGUAAACCAUCAAUUUGGUCGAGUAACACAUAUAUGCGUUUGGCGAAAACAGCUGGUAGAGCCGAAAGACUCAUAUAUGCGUAUUUAUAAAAGACUCAUAUGUGUGUCAUUUUAUCUAUUCCGUGGAAAUUCUGUGCAUGUACAUAUGGUUAGAAUUUGACAUCUUGGAGUGUUAUGAACGAAAAUCGUGUCUAAGCAGAAAUGUGCGCUGGCAAUUUUAAAUGACUAUCGCGACAGCAGCUCGGCCCUGUCCACAAAGGAUUAAGGAACCAUGGAUCGCAACUCAAUCGUUCUUUUGGGAAAAAAUGUUAAAGUUCCAUUAAUUUUUGAACUUACUUUAUUUAUAAUGUGCUUACAUUCUGCGAUCAGAUGCAGGUAAAGUAGCAUCUAUCGUUGCGCAUAAAUAACCCAUAUUCACGAUUAUAUAUCCUAUAUUUGUUCUUCCUUCCUUCCUUCCUUUCUUUCUUUCUUCUUUCUUCUUUUUUCUAUUUAAACCGCCCCAAACUCACUUCUAUACUUCGAUCAAGUUUCUCAUCGAGAUUACGUAUUGACUUUGUAUGAUAAAAACCACAUUGAAUCGGAUUUUUAAAUUGUUCAGCGGAGGUAAUUUGUUCACUGGAACUAUAAACAUUUUCGCUUCCUAUCGUUUCAACUAUUGCAUGUAGAUUUCUGUGAAUAUAGAUCUGGCAUUUUGUUCAUUGAGUAUGAUAUUACGUGAGAAACAGCUUUUAUUUGUAAAUAACAUAUGUUUCAAAAGCGUAGAUCACGUUACGACUUAUGUAGCAUCCAACGGGAAAAAUUUCGUCGAGUGGCAUAAUUAUGUGGAGUUCUUGAAUGCAGUGAAUUUUAUAAGGUUUAAGCCCUUCUUAUUAUAUUCAUUGCAAUAUCAUAUGAUUGAAUCCUUCUCGACGAGCUAUUUUGUGUAAAUUUAUUAGUGGAUGAACACGAGCAAAAGCAUUUUAUGUCUCCAAAUUUUGGUGCAGCUAAACUUAGCAAGAAAUGAUCCUAUGAGGGAUUUAGUUGCACUAACAUAAUGACAUCAUUUAGUUUUAUUUUAAAACUAUUAGAUUGUCCGAAAAGUUUCUUCCGUUUUAUGAGGAAAUAAUAAACGCACAACGUUUUUUGUUUUAUAUUAUUUUAUCGAAUUACGUACGAUCCAUUUUAUUCUAUUGAGAUAAAUACCGCUACAUUUCACAGAUUUGGUUUCACGUUUGUAUGAAGGUACACUGUUGUAAAAUACGUUUGCGAAAGAAAGACACUUUCCGGACAACCUACUAUAUGAACGUAAAUCAUGAGAAGAAUCUAAACAAUAAAACAGAAUUUUUUAUAAAAUAAAUUUUUGUAAAUUUUAUGUACAUAAUUUAAGCAUAUUGAGAUAUAGAUAAUAAAUUAAAGAAUAAUAAAACAUAUUUAUUAUAAUCAAA
Messenger RNA from Bombus huntii, 3244 nucleotides. Its product is annotated as death-associated inhibitor of apoptosis 2-like. Gene Ontology annotation, molecular function: cysteine-type endopeptidase inhibitor activity involved in apoptotic process; ubiquitin protein ligase activity. The transcript is spliced from 3 exons. The record is from RefSeq and is a predicted model, not a curated record. Gene Ontology annotation, biological process: negative regulation of apoptotic process; positive regulation of protein ubiquitination; regulation of cell cycle. Bases 376 to 1596 code for a protein of 406 amino acids. NCBI's taxonomy places the organism in Eukaryota, Metazoa, Arthropoda, Insecta, Hymenoptera, Apidae. Gene Ontology annotation, cellular component: nucleus; cytoplasm.